This is a messenger RNA of Trichomonas vaginalis G3, 1737 nucleotides long. Its product is annotated as biological adhesion protein. NCBI's taxonomy places the organism in Eukaryota, Parabasalia, Trichomonadida, Trichomonadidae. The transcript has a single exon. The record is from RefSeq and is a predicted model, not a curated record. The coding region runs from base 1 to 1737 and encodes 578 amino acids.
AUGAACGAGGGGUUUCCUUUGAAUCUUCCUCGCACUUCACAAAACGAGGAGGUUUAUGCAAACUGCAUCCGCAGCUAUCUUGCUGAAAUUAAAACUCUGAAAUUCCAAUUAGAGCAAGAAACAUCUCGAAAUGAUGAAUUGAAGCAAACGUUACUAGUUCAAAAACAAACAAAAAACAAUUUAUCAGCUCGAGUUUCAUCUCUAGAGUCAGCAAAUCGUAAUUUGAUUGCUCAAAUUAACGAGUUACAAAAACAAACAAUUGAAUUUCAACAAGCAUCGAAUGAUUUAGUAAAAUACGAAGCUUUACUUAAAAAAUACAAAUUAGAUAAUUCAGAUCUUAAAAGACAUAUUGAUGAUCUCACUCAAGAAAAUAACGAUUCAAUCGAAAAUAAUAAAAGACUUGAGCAAAAGAAUCAAGUUCUCAAACUCAAAUUUGAUGAGCUUAGAGAGUCUUAUGAUAAGCUUGAAUCCCAAGUUUCUCGACAAAAUCAGAAAAUCGUCGAAAAUCAACAAAGCUACGAUGAUAUUACUAAGAAAUAUGUAGACAAAAAGCAAAAAGUAGAAAAACUAAAGAAAGAUGCAUCUAAAUUAGACGAUAAAAUACAAGAACUUACAAAUUCGAAUUUACAACUUAAAUCUCGCAUUGAAUCUCUUGAAACAUCGAAGCAUGAUGAUCAAAUAUUGCAUGCAGAAGAAAUUACAAACUUAUCUAAAACAGUAUUCAACAAAGAUGAAGAGAUUAAAUCACUCAAAAAUCAACUUCAAAAAAUUGAUGAACAAAAAAUUGUUAUUAAUGAUUUAUCUGAUCGUUUAAAGAAAUCACAGCAAAGAUCACAAUCACUAACAGAUGCUCUUAAACAUUCCCAAGAACAACUGUCUACCAUGCAACAAUCAUCUAUUCGAGAAAUGGAUGAAAUUAGAAGAGAUCUUGAAAACAGAGAAGCAAAAAGUUUAAAGACAAUAGAAAAACUUACAAACAGAUUAAGUGAUGCAGAAGGAAGGCUUCGAAUUAGAGAAGCAGAAUUAGAAGAUUCAAGACAACAACUUGCUGAUGCGAGAUCUCAAUUUACUGAAACACUUUCUUUGAGACAUUCCACACAUAAACAACAAUUAAAGUAUUUAGGUGAGAAACUUGAGAAAAGUCAAGGAUUGUGCAAAGAAUUAGCAACGCAACUUGGCGGAUCUCCUACAAAAACAGAGUAUAAUGCUGCCUUAGAUCGUGUUUCAGAAUAUCAAUCAAGAAUCGCUAUUUUAGAAGAAAAAGUUGAGAACUUAGAAGAAGAAAAUGAUAAUUUGAAGCGACGAAACAAUGUUUUAGAAACAGAGAAUCGCCAACUUCGAGAAAAAACAAAUGAUUAUUUGUCAAGAGUCGAGAAAGCAGAAAAGAGACUUGAUGAGAUGAAAUCAGCAAACAAGAAAUUCCAAGCUAAUGAGCGAAGGGCAUCCGAUCUUCUUUCACAAACAUUAGGAUUAAUGGAGAGGAAACAGAAAGAACUUCAAGAGACUAAAAGAGAACUUAAGAAUUUGAAGGCAAGUACAGAAUAUAGUUUGGCAUCAUCACGAUCUAGUAAUUAUGAUGUUCGCAAAGAAAACGAAGAACAAAUCCGAUCAUUACGAAUAGAAAAUCAUGAAUUAAAACAACAAAUCAAAGAUUUCCAAGAUCAAAAAUCAUUCAUUGAUGAAUUAAAAUCUAAGUUAGGUUCAUUUUCAUCUGACAUCAACUUAUCUUCAGAUUAA